AUGCUUCGGUUCCUUGGCUCGACUGCUAUCCUCGCGGUCGUCGCUGCAAUCGCAUUCGGUGCCCCGGUCCCCGAUGGUACCUGGCCAAUUAGUCAAGGUCAUGUCACUUUCCCUGAGGUCUACGUCGUGAAAUCGGGCGAAGUAUUUGACGGCGGCAUGAAGACGUACGAUCGCUCAGACAUCACCUGCCUCGGCCACACUGAAAGCAACGUAUCCACCGCUGUCUUCGAGGUCGAACCCGGUGCUACGCUCAAGUACCUGCCGACCAAUUUCUCUAAUGCCAACACCAGCUUGGCCCAGCCCUUCAAACUUACCCCGCUCUCGCUCUGUGAGCGGUGGUCCUCGCCCCAUCGUAUCCAGAAUGACUCUGAGCCAGCGAACUGCUUUUAUAGCCAUCUUUCAGAAUGA
Phytophthora nicotianae INRA-310 is the source of this 408-nucleotide messenger RNA. RefSeq lists its product as hypothetical. The transcript has a single exon. Gene Ontology annotation, cellular component: extracellular region. Gene Ontology annotation, biological process: pectin catabolic process. The coding region runs from base 1 to 408 and encodes 135 amino acids. Gene Ontology annotation, molecular function: pectate lyase activity. The record is from RefSeq and is a predicted model, not a curated record. NCBI's taxonomy places the organism in Eukaryota, Oomycota, Peronosporomycetes, Peronosporales, Peronosporaceae.